Messenger RNA from Ambispora gerdemannii, 402 nucleotides. Lineage: Eukaryota; Fungi; Glomeromycota; Glomeromycetes; Archaeosporales; Ambisporaceae. The record is from the annotation of a GenBank genome assembly.
AUGCUAAUAAUUGAGACAACUAGGAUUUGUCUCGCAACGUACAGCAUUUACAUCUCAUACGUGGGAUCUCGCUUCAUACACCGGUCUAGAAAUAACACGAAACGGCGACUCCAAAAUAUACUAAAUCUAAAAAUCACAAUUCCACCUACUCGCCCAGAUAGUCGACUCGAAAGUGGGGUCGAAUACGAGUAUCAGUUCACAGUCCCAGCACAAGAAACCACAUUCUAUGCUGCGUGGAAAGAGUUCGUGCCCUAUUCUCAUGGAAGACCAUCUUCGCAAGCGGGAAAAUUGGAUGCGAGUGGGAUCAAAGCAUUCAGUCUGAUGUGUGCGAGCUUGUUUGGCAAGCAAGAUUAUUUCAGUGUGGAGUUUGUGGUGAAAAAUAAUAAACACGAUUUUGAAUAA